Messenger RNA from Sorex fumeus (smoky shrew), 2925 nucleotides. It is a transcript of the gene PIWIL2, whose product is annotated as piwi like RNA-mediated gene silencing 2. Gene Ontology annotation, cellular component: P granule. NCBI's taxonomy places the organism in Eukaryota, Metazoa, Chordata, Mammalia, Eulipotyphla, Soricidae. Gene Ontology annotation, molecular function: protein binding; piRNA binding. The record is from RefSeq and is a predicted model, not a curated record. Gene Ontology annotation, biological process: regulatory ncRNA-mediated gene silencing. The transcript has 22 exons. The coding region runs from base 1 to 2925 and encodes 974 amino acids.
AUGGAUCCUGUGCGACCACCCUUCAGAGGUCCCACCCCUGUGCGCCCUUCUCAGUGUGUGCGGAUGCCAUGCCCUUGGCCACAGUCCCCCAAAUCUUUGGACUCAGCUGUGGGCAGGGCUGGACCUACAGGCCGAGGCCAUGUAUUUGGAAAACCCAGGGAAUCAAGUCCGCAGAGUGGGCCAGCAAGCAAGGAACCUGUUGGUUUGGUUUCCAUGUUCCGAGGUCUGGGCCUUGAAGCAGCAUCCCGUAUUCCUCUGAAGCAGGAAAUGCCUCAUUUAGGCAGAGGCAUUUUAGGUCGAGGAUUACCUACCACUGUGGUGCAUAAGGACAAAGAAGAACCCUAUUCCACAGGAUUUCCAGAUUCUUCUGUGUUGGCAGCUGGGGAUAGCAAGAUGGCAGAGGCCUCCAUUGGUUGGAGUAGAGUCAUUGGUAGAGGUAAUUCAGAUGGAUCGUUAUUAUCAGUGGGAAGAGCAGCUGGUGGUAUAGGCAGAGGAGUAUAUAAGGCUCCCAAGGCUCUUGGCCUGACUUCUCAGGAUCCUACCCAGCUAUCGUCACCACCACCUCUUCCUCAGACCUCACUGCAAUCUGUGGAUCGCUCUCCACUUGGAAUUGGAACCGUAGAACACAAGGAAAAAGAGAUUUUUGUGAAGCAAGGAUCAAAAGGAACACCUCAAUCUUUGGGACUGAAUCUUAUCAAAAUACAGUGUCACAAUGAAGCAGUUUAUCAAUAUCAUGUGACUUUCAGUCCCAGUGUGGAAUGCAAAAGCAUGAGGUUUGGCAUGUUGAGAGAUCAUCAAGCUGUCACUGGAAAUGUCACUGCUUUUGAUGGAUCCAUUCUCUAUCUGCCUGUUAAGCUUCAACAAAUUCUUGAGUUAAAAAGCCAGAGGAAAACUGAUGGUGCUGAGAUCAGCAUUAAGAUUCAGUUGACAAAGAUUCUGGAGCCCUGUUCUGACUUAUGCAUUCCCUUCUACAAUGUGGUUUUCCGUCGGGUAAUGAAACUUUUAGAUAUGAAACUUGUAGGGAGAAACUUCUAUGACCCUACAAGUGCUAUGGUACUACAGCAACAUAGAUUGCAGAUUUGGCCAGGUUAUGCAGCUAGCAUCCGGAGGACAGAUGGAGGUCUUUUCCUGCUAGCUGAUGUUUCCCAUAAGGUCAUUAGGAAUGACUCUGUCCUGGAUGUCAUGCAUGCCAUGUAUCAGCAGAGCAAAGAAAGCUUCCAGGAUGAAUGCACUAAACUUCUGGUUGGCAAUAUUGUUAUAACCCGAUACAACAAUCGUACUUAUCGUAUUGAUGAUGUGGAUUGGAAUAAGACUCCAAAAGAUAGUUUCACAAUGUCUGAUGGGAAGGAGAUCACAUUCUUGGAAUACUACAGCAAAAACUAUGGGAUCACAAUUAAGGAAGAGGACCAACCACUUCUGAUCCAUAGGCCAAGUGAAAGACAGAAUAACCAAGGGAUGUUGCUUAAAGGUGAAAUCUUACUGCUACCUGAGCUUUCCUUCAUGACUGGAAUUCCUGAAAAGAUGAAGAAGGACUUCAGAGCCAUGAAGGAUUUGACCCAGCAGAUCAACCUAAGUCCUCGACAGCACCACAGUGCUCUGGAAUGCUUACUCCAGAGAAUUUCAAAGAAUGAAAUGGCAACCAAUGAACUGACACGUUGGGGACUCUGUCUGCAGAAAGAUGUACAUAAGAUUGAAGGACGUGUUCUGCCAAUGGAAAGAAUUAAUUUACGAAAUACUUCAUUUAUCACAUCUCAGGAACUAAAUUGGGUUAAGGAAGUAACCAGAGAACUUUCUAUCUUGACGGUCCCCAUGCAUUUUUGGGCAUUGUUUUAUCCAAAGAGAGCAAUGGAUCAGGCCCGAGAGCUUGUUAACAUGUUAGAGAAGAUAGCUGGCCCCAUUGGCAUGCGCAUGAGUCCACCAGCCUGGGUUGAACUAAAGGAUGACCGAACAGAGACCUAUAUCAGAACCAUUCAAUCCAUGCUGGGAGUUGAGGGGAAGAUACAGAUGGUUGUUUGUAUCAUCAUGGGCACACGUGACGAUCUCUAUGGGGCCAUUAAAAAGCUGUGCUGUGUGCAGAGUCCUGUGCCUUCUCAGGUCAUCAACGUCAGAACCAUUAGUCAGCCUGCCAGGCUUAGGAGUGUGGCCCAGAAAAUUUUACUUCAGAUUAACUGUAAAUUGGGUGGUGAGCUCUGGGGAGUAGAUAUUCCCCUGAAACAAUUAAUGGUGAUUGGGAUGGAUGUUUACCAUGACCCCAGCCGAGGCAUGCGGUCUGUGGUUGGCUUUGUUGCAAGUAUUAAUCUCACCCUCACAAAAUGGUAUUCACGAGUGGUAUUCCAGAUGCCUCAUCAGGAGAUUGUGGAUAGCCUGAAACUCUGCCUGGUGGGCUCCUUAAAAAAGUUUUAUGAGGUGAACCACUGUCUCCCCGAGAAGAUUGUGGUGUACCGUGAUGGAGUGUCUGACGGCCAACUUAAGACAGUUGCCAACUAUGAGAUUCCUCAACUACAGAAGUGUUUUGAAGCUUUUGAGAAUUACCAGCCCAAGAUGGUAGUAUUUGUCGUGCAGAAGAAAAUCAGCACCAAUCUGUACCUGGCUGCUGCGGAACACUUUGUGACUCCCUCCCCUGGAACGGUGGUAGAUCAUACAAUAACAAGCUGUGAGUGGGUGGAUUUCUACCUUCUUGCCCAUCAUGUACGGCAGGGUUGUGGCAUUCCUACUCAUUAUGUCUGUGUUCUUAAUACUGCAAACCUGAGCCCUGAUCAUAUGCAGAGGUUGACUUUCAAACUGUGCCACAUGUACUGGAAUUGGCCUGGUACCAUUAGAGUUCCAGCUCCGUGCAAGUAUGCCCACAAGCUAGCUUUCCUAUCAGGACAAAUCUUGCAUCAUGAACCAGCCAUCCAGCUGUGUGAGAACCUGUUCUUCUUGUGA